AUGUUUACAGAAAACUGUCUUUUAUAUGGCUUAAUUCAAUUCGACAAACCGGAAGAAGCUAACAGGAAGAAAUUUCUUUUGACGGCAAUCGAAUUUUACGAAGAAAAAGUAAAAAAUGAAAAUGAUCCGUUGACUUCAGCUCAAUCGUAUGUAAAUAUUGGACAUUGGCAUUUACUGUUAAAUGAUUAUAGCAAAGCUCUCUCCGCUUAUCAAGCUGCUUAUGCGCUUCGUACAAAAUUAAAUCAAAGUCCUGAAUUAUUGUUUGGUCUCGGCAUUGUUUAUGCAUAUUUUGGAUCAAAUAAUCAGUAUGUAUACUCCCUAUAUACACACAAUGCAAUCCGUGCAUUUCAACAAGUAUUAUAUACAGAUUCAAAUUUUCCACGUCGUGCAGAAGUUCAUAUUCGUCUCGGUUUUAUUUAUAAACAAUUACUUGACUAUCGAUCAAGUUUAAAACAUUUUUUACGUUCAUAUAAUGAUUCAACUUUAGCUAAUGGUUGUACGUUGAGUAAAAAAGAAAUUUUAUUUUUUAUUGGACGUUUGUACGAAAUACAAGGUGAUAUACAAGAAGCACACGACACAUAUGAAAAAUUAGUAUCAACAUUUGUUCCUGCAGAACAGGCUACAUUAUCAUCGAACGGUGAACAACGCAACGAACAUAAAUUAGAAGCAAAAGUAUUAAGACAAUUGGGUUGGCUAUAUUAUUAUCAUACGGGUGAUUUACAGUUAGGAUACGAUAAAGAACAACGUUUAAAAAAAGCAAUUCAGUCAUUAGAAACAUCUAUUAAAUACGAUAAUACGUGUGGAAUAUCAUUUUAUUAUUUGGGACGAUGUUAUGCCGCAUGCAAAAAACAUACUGAAGCUUUUUUCACCUAUAGAAAUUGUGUCGAUAAAUUAGAUCAAAAUGCCGAUGUUUGGUGUUCAAUUGGAGUCCUUUAUCAGCAUCAAAAUCAAACAAUGGAUGCUUUACAAGCUUUCGUGUGUGCAAUACAAAUCGACAAUAAACACUCGACAGCAUGGAUGGAUUUAGGAAUAUUAUAUGAAGCAUCCAGUCAACCACAAGAUGCUCUAUCGUGUUAUUUAAAAGCAGUUAAAGAAAAAGACGAUUCUAGCAAUUCUGAACUUCGUUUACGUAUAACACAAUUACAAACAUUUUUAAACCAAAUUCCUGAUACAAUCCUUUCUAAGCAAACGCGUGGUCCAUUACCCAAAAUUGACGAAGCAUUUACAUUACCAAUUCCAGCAGAACUUACAGCGAAACAACAACAAAUACAACAAAACUCAGUUUGUCAAUCACUUCAACAACCUACACAAGCAAUAGCUAAUUCUUCCACUACAAAUCCCUCAUCUGAAUCAAUUUUUAACAGUAGCCAUCUUCAUCCACCUCUUAUUGCUCAGCCACAAUCUACAUCCAUGAUGAUGAAUUCUAACAGUACAGAUUCAAAUACCAUCGAUUUAUUACAAACUUCAAAAAAUCCAAAACGUUUGAAAACUAGUGAUGAAGCGUCUGAACAAACAUUACCAAAUGAGACAAAAAUUUCUGCACCUCAACAAAAUUUAGAUUCCAUUCGUAUCGAUAAAAAACUAUUGAAUUCUGAUUUACAUAAAGAUGAACGUUUGAAACGAGCUCAACUCGAUCAGCAAGCUCCAUCAAUUCCAUACAGUGAUAUUACAUCUUAUGAAUUAACAAAACUAAUUAAAAACUAUGCAUCUACAUAUCCACCAUCUCAAGUGAGUUAUUUACCUGAUGGACGUAUUCCAGUUCCACCUCCACCUCCGUUGCCACCAUUAACAAAAGAUCAACUAAAUCCUCCUACACCAUCUGUUCUCCUCGAAACGCGUCGUGAAGCAACAUCACCUCAAUUACAACAAUAUUGUCUCUCACAACCAAUUACUGUUAUCCGUGGUCUAGCCAAUGUUCUCAAAUUAGAUUUAGGUUUAUUUUCAACAAAGACACUAGUUGAAAUGCAUCCGGAACAUCAGAUUGAAGUAAGAACACAACGUCAACAACCAUCGGAUGAAAAUGUAGAUCAAACAGUGACAACAUAUAAAAAAAACAUUUGGAAAUGUGAAUCAAAUCGAUCUUAUACAACAAUUUUGAAGUAUGCACAAUAUCAGGCAUAUUCUUAUCAUGAAAUGAUUAAAGACGAACAACAGCAUGAUACAUCACUACCCUAUGCAGAACAAAAUCAAACGUCGUUGAAUAUGCUUGUCAAUGGAAAUAAAACUAAACAAAAUAAACAAAUAAAUGGCAAUGGUCUUCAUUCAACAUCAUCAUUAUCUGAUCCUCAACAAUAUAAACGUGCAUUGCGCACAAUUAAAUUCGGUACAAAUGUUGAUUUAUCCGAUGAACGUAAAUGGUCAUUACAGUUACAAGAAUUAGCAAAAUUACCAUUAUUUAUGAGAGUUGUAUCGGCUGGAAAUAUCCUAUCACAUGUUGGAUAUACAAUUUUAGGAAUGAACAGUGUUCAAUUGUAUAUGAAGGUUCCCGGAAGUCGAACACCUGGUCAUCAAGAAAAUAAUAAUUUUUGUUCAGUUAAUAUGAAUAUAGGACCGGGUGAUUGUGAAUGGUUUGGAAUAUCAAAUGAAUAUUGGGGUGUUAUUAAUCAAUUGUGUGAAAAGAAUGGUACCAACUUUUUAACAGGAUCAUGGUGGCCAAUUUUAGAUGAUUUAUAUGAAGCAAAUGUACCAGUCUAUAGAUUUUUACAAAAACCAGGUGAUCUUGUUUGGGUAAAUUGUGGUUGUAUUCAUUGGGUUCAAUCUGUUGGCUGGUGUAAUAAUAUUGCAUGGAAUGUUGGUCCAUUGACACAUCAACAAUAUACAAUUUCAAUCGAACGUUAUGAAUGGAAUAAAUUGUGUCAAGUAAAAUCAAUAGUUCCAAUGAUUCAUUUAACAUGGAAUAUAGCACGAAAUAUUCGUAUUAACGAUAAAAAACUAUACGAUAUUAUUAAAUAUAUUUUAUUUCAAUCAUUAAAAUAUAUUCAAUUAUGUUUACAAUAUUUAGAUUUAAAUUUUGGUCAAACAAUUGAAUUACGAAAACAAUUACGACAAAUACAAGAGCCAGCUCAUUAUUGUAUUAAUUGUGAAAUUGAAGUAUUCAAUAUUUUAUUUGUUAGUGAACAAGAUCGAAAACAUGUUGUACGAUGUCUCGAUUGUGCUUUACAAUUAGAUAAAAAUUUAGAAAAUUUUGUUGUUCUUUAUCAAUUUUCAAUAGAUGAUUUAAAAACUAUCUAUGAUCAAUUUCAAUUAUAUGUAUUGCCUACUUUUACACCGAGAAUACCAUUAUCAUUACCAGCGCCAUCACAAUCACACAAUCCUUCAUCAUCAACAACAACAACAACAACAACAACAACUUAA
Molecule: messenger RNA, 3354 nt
Organism: Didymodactylos carnosus
Lineage: Eukaryota; Metazoa; Rotifera; Eurotatoria; Philodinida; Philodinidae
Source: the annotation of a GenBank genome assembly